Messenger RNA from Propithecus coquereli (Coquerel's sifaka), 2128 nucleotides. It is a transcript of the gene SRRM3, whose product is annotated as serine/arginine repetitive matrix 3. The transcript has 16 exons. The record is from RefSeq and is a predicted model, not a curated record. Gene Ontology annotation, molecular function: mRNA binding. Bases 197 to 2128 code for a protein of 643 amino acids. Lineage: Eukaryota; Metazoa; Chordata; Mammalia; Primates; Indriidae.
UCAGCAAGCGGCGGCGGCGGCGGCGCCCGCGGGGACAGAGGGCGCGGAGCCGCGGGGCCGCGGAGCUGCCCGGCCCAGCCGAGCCGAAGAGGCGGCCCAGACAAGCGGGACCGGAGGGGCUGGCUCCAGCGCCGCAGAGCGCGGCGGUCAGCGGGGAGGGCCGGCGGCCGAGGCCAGCGGCUCCCGGGCCAGCGCCAUGUCCUCCACGGUGAACAACGGGGCGGCUGGCAUGCCGUCCCCGCCCGACGCCGCGAACGGCUUCCCGCAGCCCGGCGCCUCUUCGGGGGCCUGGCCGCGGGCAGAGGACGAGCUGCGCGCCACGGAGCCGGGCCUGGUGAAGCGCGCGCACCGCGAGAUCCUGGACCACGAGCGCAAGCGGCGCGUGGAGCUCAAGUGCAUGGAGCUGCAGGAGAUGAUGGAGGAGCAGGGGUAUUCGGAGGAGGAGAUCCGGCAGAAGGUGGGGACAUUCCGGCAGAUGCUGAUGGAGAAGGAGGGAGUGCUCACCAGGGAGGACCGGCCUGGGGGCCACAUCAUGGCGGAGACCCCGCGGCUGACCGAGGGCGCCGAGCCGGGCCUCGACUACGCGCCCUUCGACGAGGACGACGGCCCGGUGGACUGCGACUGCCCGGCCGCCUGCUACCGCGGGCAGCGGGGGUACAGGACCAAGCACUGGUCCAGCAGCUCGGCGUCGCCCCCUCCCAAGAAGAAGAAGAAAAAGAAAGGCGGCCACCGCAGAAGCCGCAAAAAGAGGAGACUAGAGUCCGAGUGCAGCUGCGGGAGCUCAUCCCCGCUGCGCAAGAAGAAGAAGAGCAUGAAGAAGCACCGCCGAGACAGGUCUGAUUCUGGGUCCCGGAGGAAGAGACGGCACAGAUCUCGAAGCCCCAAGAGCAAAAGAAAAGAAAGGAACAAAGACAGGAAGAGGCCUCACACGGAGUCCCCAGGCCGGAGGUCCCACCGCCACAGCAGCGGCAGCUCCCACAGCCCCUCCCUCUCCUCCCAGUACAGCGAUUCCAGAUCACCCAGCAGGCUGAGCCCCAGGCACCGAGACGACGGGCGGAAGACAGGCAGCCAGCGGUCCAGCGGGAGCCAGUCGCCUUCCCGGUCGGAUGGCAGCGGAUGGGGGUCGCCCCAGCAGAACGGCGGCAGCAGGCAGCGGAGCGGAGCGCACGGGGGCCGCCCGGGCUCGGCGCACAGCCCGCUCGAUAAGCCCAGCUCGCUCUCGCCCAGGGCCCGCGACAAAGCGGCGGCCGCCGCAUCCACGCCGCCUGCGCGGGGAAAGCAGAGCCCGAGCCCGCGCUCGGCGCCGUCGUCGCAGGGUCGCGGAGGCCGCGCGGCGGGCGGGCCGCGGCGCUCGCGGUCCUCGGCGUCCGCGCCCCGACGCAGGGGCCGCCGGCGCGCCCGGCCCGCGCCCCCCCGGGGCUCGUCGCGCUCGGUCAGCAGGGCCCACUCCAGCAGCGACUCGGGCAGCGGCGGCGGCGCCCCUGGCCCCGGGCCUGAGCCCGGCUCCGAGCGAGGCCACGGCAGCCACGGGAAACGCGCGAAGGAGCGGCCCCCGCGCGCGCGGCCCGCCAGCACCUCGCCGUCCCCGGGCGCGCACGGCAGGCGCGGCGGCCCGGAGGGGAAGAGCUCGUCGCGCAGCCCGGGCCCCCACCCGCGCUCGUGGAGCUCCAGCCGCUCGCCCUCCAAAUCGCGCUCGCGCUCGGCGGAGAAGAGGGCCCGCAGCGCCAGCCGCUCGCCGUCACCCAAGAAAAACCUCGGCCGGGACAAGGACGGCGAGGGCCGCGCGAGGCACGCCGAGGCCGAGGCCGCCCGCGCCCGGCGCCGCUCCCGCAGCUACUCGCCCAUCCGCAAGAGGCGCCGGGACUCGCCCAGCUUCAUGGAGCCGCGGCGCAUCACCAGUGCCCGCAAGCGUCCCAUCCCCUACUACCGACCCAGCCCCUCCUCCUCUUCCAGCUGCUUGAGCAGCGACUACUCCAGCCGAAGCCACAGCCACAGCCCCAGCCCUGGCCACAGCCACGGAAGCUACAGCAGUCGCAGUCGUGGGACCCGCAGCCAUACGCGCAGCCCCUCCCGGACCCCCAGUCCCAGCUACCACAGCCGGAGCAGCUCUGAGAGCGGGGGCUUCUGA